Molecule: messenger RNA, 4031 nt
Organism: Eublepharis macularius
Lineage: Eukaryota; Metazoa; Chordata; Lepidosauria; Squamata; Eublepharidae
Gene: MAN2B1
Product: mannosidase alpha class 2B member 1
Exons: 24
Coding region: 47-3031 (994 amino acids)
Biological process (GO): mannose metabolic process
Cellular component (GO): lysosome
Molecular function (GO): carbohydrate binding; alpha-mannosidase activity
Source: RefSeq, a predicted model, not a curated record
ACAUGAUAGCAGUUAGAUUGGGGUAGUUGGCGGUGGGGCUGCAGCCAUGGGGGUCUCGCUGGCUUUGGGGCUCCUGUUUGGCGCGGCAGCGCUGUAUGGAGGUGCGGCGGCGUGCGGAUACCAGUCCUGCUCUGUGACAAAACCCAACAUGCUCAAUGUCCAUCUCAUCCCGCACACGCAUGACGAUGUGGGCUGGUUGAAGACAGUGGACCAGUAUUUCUUUGGAGUCCGCAAUGACAUCCAGCACGCUGGGGUGCAGUACAUCCUGGACUCUGUCAUUCCACAGCUGCUGGCUGACCCCAGCAAACGUUUCAUCUAUGUGGAAGUAGCAUUCUUUGCCCGUUGGUGGGGGCUGCAGACAGAAGCCAUGCGCCAGGCCGUGCGGCAGCUUGUUGCUGAGGGGCGUUUGGAGUUUGUGAAUGGCGGCUGGUGCAUGAAUGAUGAGGCAGCUGUACACUACUCAUCCGUCAUUGAUCAGAUGAGUCUUGGGCUCCAUUUCCUGCAAGAGACAUUCGGCGAGUGUGGCCGACCCCGGGUUGCCUGGCACAUUGACCCUUUUGGGCAUAGUCGAGAGCAGGCCUCACUGUUUGCACAGAUGGGCUAUGAUGGUUUCUUUCUGGGUCGCAUCGACUACCAGGACAAGGCCCACCGUGAGGCAUUGCGUGAGAUGGAGCAGCUGUGGCGUGCGAGUGGGAGCCUAGAACCCCCUGUUGCUGAUCUCUUCACUGGUGUCCUACCAAAUGGCUACAAUCCUCCAAUGUCUCUCUGCUGGGAUCAGUCCUGCUCUGAUGACCCCAUUGUGGAUGAGGACAGCGAUGAAAACAAUGUUCAGAGUCUAGUGACCUAUUUUCUAGGGGUUGCAGCUGCCCAGUCCAAACACUAUCGCACCAACCACAUUGUCAUGACAAUGGGCUCUGAUUUCCAAUACGAGAACGCCCAACUCUGGUACAAGAACAUGGACAAGCUGAUCAAGCACGUCAAUGCGCAGCAACUCCGUGGGAGCCACGUCCAUGUUCUCUACUCUACCCCGAGCUGCUACUUGUGGGAGCUGAAUCAGGCAAACAUGUCCUGGUCUGUGAAACAAGACGACUUCUUUCCAUAUGCUGAUGGCCCCCACCAGUUCUGGACAGGCUACUUCACUAGCCGGCCAGCUUUGAAACGCUAUGAGCGGCUCAGCAACAACUUCCUACAGGUCUGCAACCAGCUGGAGGUGCUGGCUGGCACACGAGCGAAUGUGGGACCUUACGGCAAUUCCAGCAGUUCUGAGCUGCGCAAGGCCAUGGGAGUUGCUCAGCAUCAUGAUGCAGUGAGUGGCACAGCGAAGCAGCACGUGACCAACGAUUACGCCAAACAGCUGUCUAGUGGUUGGGACGCCUGCCAGGUUGUGAUCAGUAAUGCCCUGGCCAGUAUUGGUGGCAGCAAAGAGAACUUCAUGUUUUGCACAUACCUUAACAUCAGCAUCUGCCCUCUGACUGAAGCUGCCAAUAAGUUUAUGGUGAUGAUCUACAACCCUCUGCCACGCCACGUGAACCAGAAUAUCCGGCUGCCAGUGAACGGAAGCCAUUACUCAGUGACGGCUCCUGAUGGUCAGCCAGUUCUGAACGAGGUCAUCCCUGUAUCAACCUUCACCCGUUGUGUGCAGCGUAAUCGAGGCAAUGCUAUCAAUGAGCUGGUAUUCCAGGCAUCCGCUCCACCUCUGGGCUAUAGCUCUUACACCAUCUCCAAGCUGCCUAGCAAGAGCUUGGCCCACUCCAAGCUACUGAAGAGGCUGUAUGAUCAAACCCUGCCUGGAAUGCAGCAUCUCUCUUGGGGUAUCCAGAAUGAGCAUCUGCGGGUCCUGUUUGAUCCCAAAACCGGACUGCUGAAGGAGAUUCAGAACUUGGACAAGAGCAUAUCGUUGCCAGUGUCUCAGAACUUCUUUUGGUAUAAUGCCAGUAUUGGAAACGACGACAUCAGCCAGGCAUCUGGGGCCUACAUCUUCCGUCCCAACGCGUCUGAACCCUUCCCUAUUACUGAGGGAGUCCGCUUGUACAAAGUGAAGACCCAAGUGGUACAGGAGGUGUACCAAAACUUCUCCAGUUGGUGCUCCCAAGUGGUACGGCUCUAUGCUGGGCAACCAUAUAUCGAGCUAGAGUGGACAAUAGGACCCAUCCCGAUCGGAGACGGUCUUGGCAAGGAAGUCAUCACUCGCUUUGAUACAAAUCUCCAGACAGAUGGGCGUUUCUACACAGACUCCAAUGGGCGUGAGAUUCUAGAGAGAAGGCGGGAUUACCGGGCUACGUGGAACCUGAGCCAGACUGAGCCCGUGGCUGGCAACUAUUAUCCUGUGAACAGCCGCAUCUACAUCAAGGACCAGAAGGUCCAACUAACAGUGCUGACGGACCGUUCGCAGGGAGGCAGCAGCACAGCUGAUGGCUCUCUUGAGCUCAUGGUACAUCGACGGCUACUGUAUGACGACAACCGGGGUGUAGGGGAGCCACUGCUGGAACCUGGUAUUUACCAUGAUGGGCUAGUGGUCCGGGGCCGCCACCUCAUCCUCCUAGAUACUGCAGAGUCCUCUGCUGAGCAGCACCGGCUGCUGGCUCAGCAGGAAUUCAUGGCACCCCAGCUAGUGCUGGUACCUGGCGGGGGACCUCCCUACCAGCCUGGCCAGCGCAGCCUCAAGCAGUUCUCUGCUCUGCGACAGGCCCUACCUUCAAAUAUCCAUCUGCUCACAUUGGCUCAAUGGGAGCCUGACUCCAUCCUGAUCCGCCUGGAGCACCAAUUUGAACGAGGGGAGAGUGCUAACAGCUCCAUGCCAGUCACUGUUAACUUGAUGAACAUGUUCUUGUCCUUCAACAUCAUCACUAUCCAGGAGAUGAAUUUGGCUGCCAACCAGAAGCGAGAGGACAUGAGAAGGCUAAUCUGGCAGUCAGAUGCAGACGUAGCAAGUCACCGGUCAGCCCGUAAGCUGGACCCAACAAGGAUAGUACUACAACCCAUGGAGAUUCGGACCUUCCUAGCUCAGAUACAGCAAGAAUCCGGCAUAUGAAAUUAAUGCUUUCUGAUUCCGUCCAGUUGGGAGUCAGCCAUUACCUCAAGACAGUUUUUAUAGGGGGCUUCUCAAGUUAGGACAAAUGUUUCAGGUUCUCUAGGCCAAAUAUUCUCAUCUCUUGUAGAGAGGGGAUUCUUUGGGGCUUCUUAAAGCCUACCUUGAAGGGACACCUUCUUAAUGUUUUAUGAUUUUGGCCCCUAUUGAUGAAUGGAAAAAGGAUCACAGCAGAAUGUACUGUUUCAUCUCUUCCCUAAAACCCUGCAGAGCGAGUGUAUUUUUCCUGGGGGAAGCACAGUGUUCUUAAAUUAUGUGGGCAAUUGUCUUUUUAAUAAAGCAUUUCAUACAGCCACCUAGCACCUGACACAUAAAGAGAAGAUCCUCAAUUUCUUUGCAAGGUCAGUACUAGAUUGCAAAACAGUUGCUGCCCCACACUUUCUCUCGUUCUUCCCUUCUCUGUUAUUUUUGUCAUUCCUCAGGGGAGGGAAAGAUGAUGACUAGGCUUUGUUAGUAUGUAAAAUUUCUCAUCUUUGCUGAGGACCCAGCACGGUGAAGGGGCUAGCGUGUCGAGUAGGCCCUAAGAGACUCAGAUUCAAAUCUCCACUUCGCUAUGGAAGCUUACUGGGUGACCUUGGGCCAGGCACAGCACCUCAGCCUAACCCUACCUCACAGGGCAGUUGUAAGGAAUAAUGGGAAGAGAACUACGUAAGCUGCUUUUGGUCCUCACUAGGGAAGAAAGGUGGGAUAUAAAUGAGUGUUUAUUUAAAAUAAGGCUUUCAAGACCCAGAGGUGGACUUCAGGCAUCCUCAAUGCUGCUUUGCUUUAUCAGGGGUCGUUAAGGGCCCAAGUCAGGCAUCUGUGAGCUAAGGCAAGGAUUUGGGAUACAAGAGGGACAAGGAAGAGCUUGCAUUCCACUCAUGAGUACUUCAAGAUUAAAUUGCAAAAAAAAAAGUCAUAUAUACAAAGAAGGUGGUGGUGUGGCUACAUUUCUCUUUCAUAU